ACAACAUGAAAACGGACAGCACUUGACGCCUAUAGCUCCCUGGUCAAGCGCGGGGUAUGGUCCCUAGAUAUGGGAAGCCCUCGCUCCAGCCUCAAACCAACUCAGCCUGAUUCUGUCAAGUUAUGAAUCUCUUACAUUGUGGUAUGGUUGCAUACAUUGAGAUACCUCAAGAUGAAGCUCAUGAACUUGGCGACAUCUGCGAUUGCGAGCCUACUGUCAAAACGAGACUAUUCUGUCGCCACUUGCCCGUCGGCAUGCUUCUCCAUCUGCGACGAAGCUCAAGUGCUUGCUGAGGCAGUAGGCUACAACUAUACCGCCCUAUGCUCACCGGGCUCAGCAUUCAUGGAUGGAUAUGCAUCGAUUCAAUCGUGCAUUGCUGCUAACACGGACAGUUCCACGACGGACGAUUUCCCAGAAUUGCAACAGUAUGUAAACUACUGUAAUUCAGGGUCAGGGUCGCAGGACACGUCCUCAGUCACGCAGGUCACGUCUUCAGUCACGCAGGUCACGUCCUCAGCCACGCAGGACACGUCCUCAGUCACGCCGGAAACUACACAAGUCCCCCCCACCUCAACGUCGUCCCAGACGACUUACCAAGCUUCCUCAGCAUCAACGGUGUCGUCCCUUGGGUCUCUAUCGUCGGCCGAAUCCUCCAUCAGUUCAGUCGGCUCAGUCCUUGCAUCUGCCGCCUCUUACGCAUCGUCAAUCUCCAUGAGCGAAUAUGCUGUCACCUGGUGCUUGUACUAUUCGAUCAGUCAUAGCUCGAUAGCCGUGAACUGCACAAGCUGUAAGGAAGGCGACCGUUUGAAGUGCUGGCUGACAAACCGCAGCUCCAGCUGCCACAACUGCUCCCUCGACUACGGUCACCAGUACCCCUCUGCCAGGUGCGGUGACCUCUCUUCAACCGAGUGGAGUCACCUCUUCCCUGCCUGGUGGAGUGGCUUCUACACGCGAAAGUCACAUAGGUGCCAUUGCCGGUGGAGUGGUGGGAGGGGUGGUAGGACUGUCCUUCAUUGUUCUCGCGGGGGUUCUCUUCUGGAGGCGGCGCAGGAGGCGGGCACGAAGCGAUCAUACGGAUACUCCUACAGAAAAGGCACAGCUUCAUGCUGACGAUAUUAAGCCGGACCGUAAAGAGCUACCAGGCACGGAGGGUUCGCAGGAGUUGCUGGAGAAGAAACCUGCGGAAUUGGCUGCGAAUGAAGAGGUGGAAAGAAACAACCUGAAAGAAUUACCGUCCAAUGAACCGCCGGGGCAUGAGAUGGAGACUACCGGGAACGAGAUGGCAGUGCUAGACAGAAUGGCGCGAUUAACGGACUCGACAACGCUCGUUAGCAGCAGCUC
Messenger RNA from Exophiala viscosa, 1341 nucleotides. RefSeq lists its product as uncharacterized. The coding region runs from base 172 to 1110 and encodes 312 amino acids. The record is from RefSeq and is a predicted model, not a curated record. The transcript has 2 exons. Lineage: Eukaryota; Fungi; Ascomycota; Eurotiomycetes; Chaetothyriales; Herpotrichiellaceae.